Molecule: messenger RNA, 885 nt
Organism: Suillus clintonianus
Lineage: Eukaryota; Fungi; Basidiomycota; Agaricomycetes; Boletales; Suillaceae
Product: kinase-like domain-containing protein
Exons: 6
Biological process (GO): protein phosphorylation
Molecular function (GO): protein kinase activity; ATP binding
Source: RefSeq, a predicted model, not a curated record
AUGAAUAGAGCUGUGGAAGCGCCCGUGGACCUCACCGGUCAUAUUCUCCGGUUGGAUGACCAUCCUGUGGCUGGAGGGUCUUUCGGAAAUGUCUACAGAGGCAUCUACCGGACCACGUCAGGUCAAAUUCAGGUAAGAGCGCCUCAAUUCUGCGUGUUUACCCAUGGAAAUGUAGUGAUUUUUUCUCAGGUUGCUGUGAAGGCUUUGCGUUUUCUGCCCAGCGCAGAUGACAUCAGGGCUGAACCCUCGUCCACGUUGCAGAGAAUCCGUCGAGAGAUUAAAAUAUGGAUGAAGCUAAAACAUCAGAAUAUCGUACCAUUCAUUGGCGUGACGGCGGGAUUUGGACCCCCUGAGGCCAUCUCUCUCGUUUCGCCCUGGAUACCCAAUGGAACACUGACAAAUUUCUUAGAAACCUAUGGUGGAAGGUUACCGCUGAUAUCGAAAUUAUGGCUGCUCCACGAUAUCGCAGCUGGUUUAAAUUAUUGUGAGUCAUUAUCCUCUGCUGCACGCAUUCCCUCUGAUACACGGAGAUCUCACUGGCGCGUGGCGUGUCUUGUGGACUUUGGGCUCACCACAGUCAUAGGAGGGCUUGAAGGUGGAUCUUCAAUUGCCUCGUCGUCCCACCGCCCCGGCGCAAUACGGUGGACCGCUCCCGAGCUUCUUGGAGAUCCAGAGAUUUGCUAUUCACCCACACCAAAAAGUGAUAUCUAUUCUUUUGGCAGUGUGAUGCUACAGGCAAGUCGCCUUUUAUUUCCAUGGUAUACAGAUAGAGGCACCACGGCUGAGUUUCGCAUCAUAGCCAAGCUGAUUGUAGGGGAAACUCCACCUCGGCCGGAUGAUCCACCCAUCUUAGAGAAACACUGGAUCCUUAUCUCGGAAUGUUGG